UCUGUGUGACUGCAACAAUGUUCCCGGCGACCAUCUUCUUCUUCUCUGCCCUGCUCCCGUUCUCGCUUUCCCAUCCACGGGACCCCUUCGCUUGGCUGUAUGGCCGCCAAGGAGAUGCUUUCGCCUCCCUGCAGGGUGCCUCAGGAGGCCAGUGUCCUGAAGAGUGUGACUGUCCCCCCACCUUCCCAGUGGCCAUGUACUGUGAUGGGCGGGGCCUGACAGCCAUGCCAAAUGUUCCUGCCCAUAUCAAGUACUUGUACCUCCAGCACAAUGCCAUCACUUCUGUGCCUGAGUCGGCUCUGGUCAAUGCAACCAGUCUGGUGUGGUUAAUGAUGCACUACAACCAGCUGACAUCUGAAGCCAUUGACAAGAAGGUGUUUCUGAAGUUGGAGGGACUGGAGCGUUUCUAUCUACAGCACAAUAAUCUAACCAGCAUUCCUUCCAACCUCCCCCGCUCCCUGCGAGAUCUGAGAAUCAAUCAUAACAAGAUUGAAAAGGUAUCACCUGCAGACCUAGAGGGAAUGGAUAACCUCACUAUCCUGUAUCUCCAUGAUAAUGCGCUCACAGACAUGAGCACAUCACUGAAGGCUCUGACCUCUCUCACACUGCUGGACAUCAGUGGCAACAAGCUGACAAAGGUCCCGGGCGCCCUCCCUGACCAUCUGCACCAACUCUAUCUGGAGUCUAACUCCAUCGACUCAGUGCCAGAGGACUUCCUGGGUGGUCUGACACAUCUGCAAUAUGUCAGGAUGGGCCACAACCAGCUGACGGACAAGGGCAUCCCACCCAACACCUUUAACGUGACAGGGCUGGUGGAGCUGGACCUGAGCUUCAACAAGCUGGAGAGAAUCCCCAUAGUCAGCACCACACUGCAGCACCUCUACCUGCAGGCAAACCAAAUCAAAGAGUUCACUCUGGGGAGUUUCUGCAGCUUCAUGGAUGUGACAAAUUUCUCCAAACUGCGGACGGUGCGAUUGGAUGGAAACGAGAUCGGACGUCAGGACAUCCCCUCAGAGUCAUCCAUGUGCCUGCGGAUGGCUUCCGACAUCGAGGUCUAACUUUGUGAACAACACAGCUUGUGUGCAACAUAAUGUGCAACACAUUCUUUUUGUGAGAUGAGCAAAAAGCUAAGCGCAGCGGGAUGAUGUGAUUUGACACCAGCAUGAGAGGGAAGGAGCUCAUAUCUUCUAUACAAAAUCCUAUGAAAAAAGACUGUUUGGGUAAACUUAAUUUCAGACAAGCUUAAAAAUGGCCUGGUCCCCUUUCAAAAAAUAUAAAUCUAAAUUUGACUUACAUGCUUCAAUUACGUCAAUAAAUAUCAGAGUCUCAUUAUUUUCAAUGAGCAACAAAAUGAGACCUUGAUUUUAUAAUCCAUAAGUUGCUGUGAGGAUCAAUGAUCUUUCUAUGUUAUGGUAUAUAUAGUGUUUAUAUCUCUCUUUCUCUGUGUCUUGAUUUGUGUUUUUCAUUGCUUUUCUCUUAUGAUAAAAGUGUGUAUCACGUAUGAUAUGUUCAUAAGCUGUCGCUGAAUCCUAUUACACAAUACUGUCCGCAACAUGACAUGACCUUGUUUGAAUGGUAUGCAUUAUAUCAAAUAUUAAUUUCAUUUGUUUAACACGUGCUGUGACUCCUUGUAGAGGACCCUGCUUUUGCACAGUGAAAUCAGCUUUCCUUAGAAGAUUAGAAUCCAUGUACAAUUUGAAAAUAUCUCCAUACAGUACUGUAGUGACUCACAUACAUAGGGUGCUAUGAUUAUGGAGUUAAUGUAUGUAUUGCAUGGUUGAUAACCAUAUUUAUGUUUACAAGUCUGUCUUAGAAUAA
Messenger RNA from Platichthys flesus (European flounder), 1818 nucleotides. It is a transcript of the gene fmoda, whose product is annotated as fibromodulin a. The coding region runs from base 18 to 1058 and encodes 346 amino acids. The transcript is spliced from 5 exons. The record is from RefSeq and is a predicted model, not a curated record. Gene Ontology annotation, molecular function: protein binding. NCBI's taxonomy places the organism in Eukaryota, Metazoa, Chordata, Actinopteri, Pleuronectiformes, Pleuronectidae.